Messenger RNA from Gongylonema pulchrum, 984 nucleotides. NCBI's taxonomy places the organism in Eukaryota, Metazoa, Nematoda, Chromadorea, Rhabditida, Gongylonematidae. The record is from the annotation of a GenBank genome assembly.
AUGAAGAAAGCUUAUGAGUUAUCGGUGCUUUGUGAUUGCGAAAUUGCUCUGAUUAUAUUCAAUUCGACCAACAAACUGUUCCAGUAUGCCAGUACGGAUAUGGACAAAGUUCUUCUCAAAUAUACCGAAUAUAAUGAGCCGCAUGAAAGUCGCACAAAUACCGAUAUCAUGGAAGCACUGCAAAGGAAGGAAAGUAAAUCGGGUGGCGCCGAAUCCGAUGACGAUUCGCCCGGUUCCUCAACCCCUAAUCUACCGAACGGCACUGCUCCAGCUGCUCCUUCAGGCACUUCAUCUGCAGCAUCGACUGCACCAGUUACUACGAGUCCCGAUUUCAACGGUGUUUCCAAUAUAGCACAGCAAAUUUUCAAUCCCAAUGUGUUCCUCACCCAUCCGAUUGUUUCUUAUAACGGUACACGUGGCGCAACUGGAACUGCAAGCUCUGUGAAUCGACCGCAGCAAAUGGAGCCGGUCAAAACGCAUCAGCUGAAUUUUCCCUCAACAAGCACAUUUCCUGAUUACAGUGACUGUUCCACAAGUCCACGUUCGGUUGUCACCGCUGCUGCAGCAGCAACAGCAGCUGCUGCUGCCGCUGCUGCUGCAGCCAACAGUCGAAGUUGUACAGAUAGUCCAGUACCAGGUCGUGAUCAACGAGCUGAUCUUGGUCAAGUACGGAAUGAUGCACAGCAGCUGCAACUUGUCGUACGUCCGGAAACAAGCGCACGUGCUGCUGCUGCAGCUGGUGGUGGGCAUGGUACGGAUUUGAGCCGGACAUCCGGUAGCAGUUCCACACAGGUUGCACGACCCGGUCAUGAAUUGAGUCAAGAGCAACAACAACAACGGCAACAACAACUCAACCUUAUUGGCUCAUCGUCAUCAGCUUGGCUCGCAGCUAUGCAGCCCAAGUCUUAUAUCAAAAAUGAGCCCAAUUCACCGCCUGAAAAACGGACACGCAUAAACGAUUGGCAAACGCAGUCCAUUUCGUAG